Oryctolagus cuniculus (rabbit) is the source of this 1130-nucleotide messenger RNA. RefSeq names its product pre-mRNA-splicing factor SLU7. Gene Ontology annotation, biological process: mRNA splicing, via spliceosome. Gene Ontology annotation, molecular function: pre-mRNA 3'-splice site binding. Gene Ontology annotation, cellular component: spliceosomal complex. The record is from RefSeq and is a predicted model, not a curated record. NCBI's taxonomy places the organism in Eukaryota, Metazoa, Chordata, Mammalia, Lagomorpha, Leporidae.
AUGAGAGAGAAUCCUUAUGCCAAUGCAGGAAAGAAUCCAGACGAAGUGAGUUAUGCAGGAGAUAACUUCGUUAGAUACACAGGAGAUACCAUUUCAAUGGCUCAGACACAGUUGUUUGCUUGGGAGGCGUAUGACAAAGGAUCCGAAGUGCAUCUGCAGGCAGAUCCCACAAAACUAGAAUUGUUGUAUAAGUCCUUCAAAAUCAAAAAAGAAGACUUCAAAGAGCAGCAGAAAGAGAGCAUCCUGGAAAAGUAUGGUGGCCAAGAACACCUGGAUGCUCCCCCAGCUGAACUGCUUUUAGCCCAAACUGAAGACUACGUGGAGUACUCAAGACAUGGAACAGUCAUCAAAGGACAGGAGCGGGCAGUUGCCUGCUCCAAGUAUGAGGAGGAUGUGAAGAUCAAUAAUCACACACAUAUCUGGGGAUCUUACUGGAAAGAAGGCCGAUGGGGAUACAAGUGCUGUCACUCUUUUUUCAAGUAUUCCUCUUGUACUGGAGAAGCUGGGAAGGAGACUGCCAAUUCUGAGGAAUGUAUUAUAAAUGAUACAGGUGGAGAAGAGUCUGCAAAAAAGCCACAAACCCUCAUGGAAAUGCAUCAGGAGAAAAUGAAAGAAGAGAAAAAGAAGAAAAAGAAGAAGAAGAAGCAUCACAGGAGCAGUUCAGAUAGUGAUAAUGAAGAAAAGAAACAUGAGAAAUUGAAAAAGGCACUCAAUGCAGAGGAAGCCCGCCUCCUUCAGGUCAAGGAGAUCAUGCAGAUCGAUGAGAGGAAGCGGCCUUACAAUAGCAUCUAUGAGACUGGAGAGCCCACUGAAGAGGAAAUGGAGGCCUACAGAAUGAAACGUCAGAGGCCGGAUGACCCCAUGGCCUCUUUCCUUGGACAGCAGUAACUCGUCAGAGAAGGGUAUCAGUACAGACAAAACAAAUAGGUUCUUUUCCAUUCUUGCUGGUAACUGCAUAGAAAAAUCCUUAUCUCCUCUUGCUGCCUGACUUUAAUAAAGCUUUGAGAUAUCUCAAAGUAAAUUACUUCUUUUCCACACUGAAGAAAUGAAGAAAAAGAAGGGGUACAUUAAGUAUAGAUUAACAUUUUAAUUUCCCAGCUGGCGCCGUGGCUCAAUAGGCUAGUCCUCCG